This is a messenger RNA of Terrapene triunguis (Three-toed box turtle), 1631 nucleotides long. RefSeq names its product phosphatidylinositol specific phospholipase C X domain containing 2 (gene PLCXD2). Gene Ontology annotation, biological process: lipid metabolic process. The record is from RefSeq and is a predicted model, not a curated record. NCBI's taxonomy places the organism in Eukaryota, Metazoa, Chordata, Testudines, Emydidae. The transcript has 4 exons. Bases 1 to 951 code for a protein of 316 amino acids. Gene Ontology annotation, molecular function: phosphoric diester hydrolase activity.
AUGGCAGAGGGCAGCAACGCGGACUGGAUGGGCUCCCUCGCCCCCGCCCUCAGCACCUUCCCGCUGGCCCAUCUGGCCAUCCCAGGAUCACAUGAUUCUUUCAGCUACUGGGUUGAUGAGAAAUCACCUGUGGGACCUGAUCAAGCCACGGCAAUCAAACGUUUGGCUAAAAUUUCUUUGGUGAAAAAGCUGAUGAAGAAAUGGUCAGUGACUCAAAACCUGACCUUCAAAGAGCAGCUGGAAGGUGGGAUCCGCUACUUUGAUCUGCGCGUAUCUUCCAAACCGGGAGAAGUGGGACAGGAGAUCUAUUUCAUACAUGGCUUGUUUGGCAUCAAAGUAUGGGACGGACUGAUGGAGAUAAACACCUUCCUCACACAGCACCCCAAAGAAGCCAUCUUCUUGGAUUUCAAUCACUUCUAUGCCAUGGAAGACCAGCACCACAUAUACCUGAUUAACAGGAUCCGGGAAGCAUUUGGAUCAAAACUUUGCACAAUGGAAUAUGUAGAAAAUGUGACCUUGCAAUAUCUUUGGGAGAAGAGUCAGCAGGUUCUCAUUUUCUACCACUACCCUCUGUAUCAGAAAUAUCCCUUCCUGUGGCCAGGGAAUAAAAUGCCAGCACCUUGGGCAAACACAACGAACGUGCACAAGCUAUUACAGUUCUUAGAGACCACUCUUGGGGAGCGGGCUCAACAUGGAACUUUUCAUGUUUCUCAAGCUAUUCUCACACCCAGGGUCAAAACUAUUGCACGGCACCUAAUUCGUGGCCUAAAAAAUACGCUUGUUCACAGGAACCUGCCUAUGAUUUUGAACUGGGUAAAGACACAGAAGCCAGGCGUUAUGGGCGUUAACAUAAUUACAUCAGACUUUGUGGAGCUGGUUGACUUUGCUGCCACGGUUAUUGCAUUAAACGACCUCCUUUUAGAAGGGCACCGAGCUGUGACUAAAUCCUAACUGUUUUGUCUCUCACGUUAAGAUCAGCGCUCAUCCACUGAGAUGAGGAUUUGGAGUCUUUCAUACAUGUCAACAGCUUUCAAUGUAAAUCUCAAUUUAGAUGUUUUUGGUUUUGUUUUUUAACAAACAAAAACCUAGUUUCUGAGAAAAACGUGCUGAAAAUCAUUCACGUCAGGAUCUAUCGCUGCAUGGAUCUGACCUGAACACUAAGCAGUGUCUGAGUGCUGCUGACUCUGUUAUGCACACAUCUGCUGCAGUACAGCAAUCUGUUGUCUGCCUGCCAGUAGGAGGCCGGACACUACAGCAGAUGUAACCAAUUGGCAGCAGUGUCUCCCCUGGCAACUAAACUCCCUGUGGGUGUGCAUCCUGUGUGUUAUUGAACCCUGGUGUCAGGCUAAGAAUUGGUGUUGAUCCUCAGGAGCAGUUCUACCAGACCAGCCAAAAGGGAUCCUCCACCUGGCUACACAAGUCAGAGCUGUGCUGGUCUCAGCUAGCAGUUGCUAUUGUAUCUCUUAUGUCAUACUGGAAGCUACCUCUGACUUUCUUAAAAAAACAGCAUCCCCAGUGUUCAGAGGGAAUAGAGAUGGGCCCGAGGUGCGGAGAUUGGAUCUAAACUUAUAACUCUCAGGGGCUUUUGACUCCAAGGUUUUGUUUUCGGUCUCUCUCUUAUUUUAGAGCAG